Messenger RNA from Botrytis cinerea B05.10, 2042 nucleotides. RefSeq lists its product as hypothetical. Lineage: Eukaryota; Fungi; Ascomycota; Leotiomycetes; Helotiales; Sclerotiniaceae. The record is from RefSeq and is a predicted model, not a curated record. Bases 334 to 1938 code for a protein of 534 amino acids. The transcript has 2 exons.
GGAUAUUAUAUUAUGCGGGGUUGCGAUAGGUGGGAAAGACAACAACAACAAAUCAUGAGACAACGUCAUUCAUCUUCAUCUAUUUCUCCUUCACAAUAUAAGUUAGAAUACAUUUGCUCUCGCCACUUUCAAUAUCUACAUAUGUUUACCACAUUCAACUCUUUCUAAUCAUUGCCUAUCAAAUUUUCAGCCCUAUCUUGCUGCCGUGCUACAUAUACUCUUGUGUUUACCAGUAGAAAGGACAAGCUCGUAGCGUUUAUAUCACUUGCAUCAUCAUCACUUACCGCUACAACGAUUCAAAGCAAAUUUGAACAUCAGAAGCAGCUUCCCACGAUGCGCGGCGGUAGACCAAAUCUACCGCUUGGUGAAUCAUGGGUCGUAGAAGGCAACCAGGAGGACUAUGAAGAAUAUUUGCCACCCACCGAAGCAGAUUACGAUCGUCGAGCAAGAUCUUCUGUCCCACGAAGACCUACAAGAGGUAGUAACAGAUCUCCAGAGCCAGAAUUCGUGAUGCCUUCUCUGGACGCGGAAACUCUAGAAGCUUCGUGGUCUCAGGCUGAGAGCACUAGUAGAAGCCCCCGGCGAUUCCAAGAAUCUCAAAGACGAAACUCGCGACAUGAUCAGAACUUUGAAAGCUCAAGCAUACGGCUAAGAACCCAACCCACUCACAACAGAGCCUCUUUAGCUCCACCCACUGCAAAUUCUCACCCGCCACAUCGUCCAAAUUCCGACGCCAACGAUAUCAUUACUACGUUCAUCGAUCAUACAACAAUGGUCUUGGCAUGGAUCAUAGAGAUCCUAGGGGGGGCGCUUAGGCUUUUGCGGACGCCUCUAUCUUAUUUACUUGCUAUAUGCAUUCUCUCUGGCAUCGGUCUCGUAGCGCGAAGCCUGAUUACCACAUCCAUCUACGCAUCAUUAUCUCCCAUUUGUCUACUCCCAGGGUCAUCUUUGUUGAACUUGCCUUUCUGCUCAAUUCAUAACGGUGAUUCUAGCAAGGCAAAAGUACCAGUUGAGUUUGAACAAGUCAUGAUGGUUCAAUCUCAGUUCGAAGAUAUACUUAGGGAAAGUGCUGGAGGGGUUUCCCUGCCACUGGAUAUGAAACGUGGAGAGAGCUUUCUUAGAGAUCUUCGUCAACUUGUACGAUACAGCCAAUUGAAAUCGAGGAACGAACUUGUCAUGGAAUUUGAUGGAUUCAUUGAUACUGCAAAAAUUGCAUCAUGGGACCUAACAAAAUUCAAUAGUCAUGUGGGUAGAGCGGUAGAUAGUGUCAUUUCUAUCUCACGCUGGACCUCACGAGUUCUUGAUGGUAUUCAAGAACGCGAAACGUCUCGUGGUUUGGUCGGAACCUUUGUCAAUGACAAGCUACUUGCACCCUUCCAGCCUACCAAAUUUUCUGAAAGACUUGUUCUUGAUCAGUAUGUGGAGCAUACUCGAGCUGUGGAAGAAGAAAUCGCUCGUUUGGUUUUGGAGGCGCAAGCUCUAUUGAUGGUUCUAAAUAACUUGGAAGAUCGCUUGGAGAUUAUUCAUGGGAUUACAGUACGAGACGGUGUUCAGGUACAAGCUAGCAAGGAUGAGACUCUAUCGGAAUUAUGGGCAUGGCUUGGUGGUCAUCGAGGCAAGAUUAACAAACUCAACGGCCAGCUCAAUUUGUUGAAAGAAAUUGGAGACCGACGUAAAAUUGCUUUAGCACAUGUAUCAGGAACUUUGAUCAAGCUUCAAGAUAUCAGUGCUGGUCUGGAGGAUUUGAGAGAAAGGGUGGCCGCACCAGAAUUGCUGCGCGACAGAAUUGACAUACCCUUAUCCGUUCACAUCGAGCACAUUCAAGCGGGCAUAAAUCGACUGGAAGAGCAGAAACUUAUUACACAAAAAUCAAAGGAUGAUAUCAUGGAGAGAGCGAGACAUCGUCAUGAUAUGGAAGGAAAUCUCAUAGAUGGAUGACGUGUCUGGGUCUCCAGCUACUAUUGCGGUAGUCAGAAUUUCUCGCUAACGAACAACUCACCUGCAGUUACUACUUAAUGAUAAGGAUUAAAUUCUUUUUUCUA